Molecule: messenger RNA, 1581 nt
Organism: Pezoporus flaviventris
Lineage: Eukaryota; Metazoa; Chordata; Aves; Psittaciformes; Psittacidae
Gene: HAUS2
Product: HAUS augmin like complex subunit 2
Exons: 7
Coding region: 1-1221 (406 amino acids)
Biological process (GO): spindle assembly; centrosome cycle; microtubule nucleation
Cellular component (GO): mitotic spindle microtubule; centrosome; HAUS complex
Source: RefSeq, a predicted model, not a curated record
AUGAACAGGCCUGGCUCCUCUGCUGCGACUCUAGAUGCAGACACACGACAUCCAUCUCCCCACGUCAACAGCCGGGAUAAGAAGCAUUCUCCACCAGAGGGUCAGCAGGACCCUCGGAGAGGGACGAAGCCAGCAACGACCCGCUGCAGGCCCGCGUCCCCCCGCCUCAACCCUGCCACGGCAGGACGCGCCGGGGGGACAGCCGGACCCAACCCGGCCCUCCUCACCUGUACAGAGCCGCACGAUGCCGGUCCGCGGCGGCGGCCCCUCCCGCACCCUGCCGCGGGCUCCGCCUCAGCCCUUCCAGAGCUGCCGCUCCAACAGCCCCCACGGCCCCCCGGAACCGGACGCGUAUCCCUACCCUUUCCUUCCGCAUCCAACAUGGCGGCCGCCCUCCGGUCACUGCCGCCGUCAUCCGCCCGGGCUUCCGGGACACCCACAGUGGUGGAGCGGCGGCGCUCCGCUUCUUCAGCCAUGGAGACCGUGAGCCGCCGGCCCUUCAAGGAGGCCGAGCCCGCGCGGGAGCCGCUGGAGCUGAGUCUUCGGCUGUGCGCGGAUGGUGCCGGGGAGCAGGGUGACGCCGCGGCCGCCCGCUGUCCCUGGGAGAUGGGGCAGAGCACGGUGGUGAGCGCCCUGCUGGCGCGGUGCCUGGCGGCGGGCGCCGUGACCCAGGAGACACUGGAUUUAAACUGUAGACCUCCCCUGUGCUCAGUGAAAUUCGCAGAGAUGGAAAGAAUGGCAAACAUGCGAGCUGAAAUCAAUGAGAUGAAACUGAAAACUGAAAUCUUGCAGUUGGAGAAGGAGGCAGCAGAUAUUACUCACCCUUUUUACUUAGGCAAAAAAUGUGAGAUUAUGCAAGAUAUGAACAGACACUUGGAAGCCAUACUGAAAGAGGAGAGGGCUCUUAGAAAGAGGUUGAUGAAGCCCAGAUGUCAAGAGAGCCUGCCUAUUGAGGCCACUUUCCACAAGGAUAUAGUAGAGUUGUUGACUGAGGCUGUGACUUUCAUUGGGAAGCUUGAAAGCCAUCUGCAGACCAUUAGAAGCAUCCCUCAGAUACCAAACAUGGUGAAUAACAUGGAGACUGCGUUGACAAAAACAGAGUUGCUUGUGAUAGAACUGGAGGAACUGACAGAGCAUAUCCUGAAAUGGAGAGAACUUCAAAGAACUUCCAACGUCAUCUGCAGUACUGCUGAAUUGGACUUUGGCUUAUCUGUAACCUAAGAACUCAUUUUCCUCAAAUAGGAUGCCUGUUCAAAAAACUACCUUUUUACAGUCUUCUGUGAAAACUACAACAGAGUUGUGGUGCUUUAGGGGGAUUUUAUAGGUAGUUAUGUUUCUGUUCUUAUACAACAGUUCAUGAGCUCUAGUUCAUGGAAAGACAGACUACCGAGAAGACUGUUAAGGAGUUCCUCUUUGAAAUAGUUGGACAGGAUUCUCUUUGAGCCUGUAUUGUCAAUGCAUAUUUGUUUUGGUAUUUCUUUUGCACUUGCUAUAGUGUCUCUGUUUUCUAUGAGGAUCUUGAUAAUAUGCUGUAUUUUGUAUGUUGCUAUAAAACUUCAAUAAAAGCACUAGGUUUCAAGA